GGUUUCAAGGCAGGGUUUGGUUUUCUGCCUUCUGGAGGCUUUGCCCUGGCGACUUCUCUCGGAUGCACCUCGGCUCGCUGGCCACCAGGGGUCCCAGACACGCGCCGCUUCCCAGCCGCUCUUUGUCCUGCUGCUUCCCCCGCGAGUCCGCCUCCCCAUCCCGCUCGGAGCCCGCGGCUGGAGCCGGGGGAGGGAGGCGGCGGUCGCUGCCGACUUGUACAAGUGGCCGCCAGUCAGGAAGCAGAGCCACGCCCCCGACUCCCUCCCCUGCCUCGCCGGCCGGGCUGCUCCAGCCCCCGCUGCUGUUCCACCUCGCUCGCUUAGCAGGUCAAUGAAUUGCCAGAGGCUUGAGGCUGAAGGACCUGGAGGAGCCCGGCUCUGGAGCCAUCCUCGAAUCCCUGCCUAGCAAACAUGCGCCUCCGCACUCUCUCUGAUUCCCCAGCCAGGAACGUAGCUGCUUGAGAAGUUGGAAAAACCAGAAGGACUCGCAGGGGCGUGUGAAGCAAUCCGGAGCUACAAAAGGAGGGUGUUAUUCACGUCCAGUACUGGUGGGUCAGUCCAGCUGCAGUAGGUAGCGCUGAGCUAACAGAUUCCCUUCAACUUGAAAUAGACUUCGGCAUCAUAUGGAAAUCCUGUAUGAAUGUGAAAACCAUUAGCAAAGUAAUUGCUGUCUAUUACCAUGACAACCAGCCGCUGCAGUCACCUGCCUGAAGUCUUACCAGACUGCACCAGCUCAGCUGCUCCCCUAGUAAAGACGGUGGAGGAGUGUAGCAGUCUUGUGAAUGGACAGCCGCAGUAUGUCAUGCAAGUUUCAGCCAAGGACGGGCAGCUUCUGUCAACAGUAGUAAGGACUCUUGCCACACAGAGCCCUUUCAAUGACAGGCCAAUGUGCAGGAUCUGCCACGAAGGCAGCAGUCAGGAAGACCUGCUCUCUCCAUGUGAAUGUACAGGAACCCUGGGGACUAUUCAUCGCAGCUGCCUGGAGCAUUGGCUGUCCUCUUCGAAUACCAGUUACUGUGAACUCUGCCACUUCAGAUUUGCAGUAGAGCGCAAACCCAGGCCAUUAGUAGAGUGGCUAAGAAACCCAGGUCCGCAGCAUGAGAAACGGACUCUGUUUGGAGACAUGGUGUGCUUCUUGUUUAUAACUCCCCUGGCGACCAUCUCUGGCUGGUUGUGUCUGCGGGGAGCAGUGGACCAUCUGCACUUUAGUAGUAGGCUAGAAGCUGUUGGCCUCAUUGCACUCACUGUCGCACUCUUCACUAUUUACCUCUUUUGGACACUAGUGUCAUUUAGGUACCACUGUAGAUUAUACAACGAAUGGCGUCGGACCAAUCAGAGAGUAAUACUCCUAAUUCCAAAAUCUGUCAGUGUUCCUUCUAACCAGCAGUCAUUGCUGGGCCUUCAUUCAGUCAAAAGGAACUCAAAGGAGACAAUCGUUUGAUUUUGGCAGUUCUGUACUGGAGUCAUGCACUAAAUAUACUUUCUUAAACCCAUGGGCUCUGAUUCCAUCCAAAACCUGGUACAGUGCUAUUCUGGUUUACAAACUCUUUACAGAGGAAGAAAUCACUGUUAAUUAAAAUCAUGGAUGCUGCAAUCAUAUGAUAUUUGCUAAGCUGCCAAACAUGUUUAUUUAGCAGAUACUGUAUGGAAUUCUACAAACUCAUGUUAAUACCUGCCUUGUCAGUGAUGCAAACCCUUUUUUUUUUAAUUGUUUAAAAAUAUUAAAACUAUGAUAAUUAACAAUGCAAAAAAAAUUUGAGUGCUUUCUUUAUUUCUACAGUAUUAUCUGGAUAGGAACCAAUGCUGAAUAUUUUAUUUUACUGACUCAAAGAAGAUGGCAUUACAAGAAGGAAAUUGUACUAUAGUUUUAUUUGAAGGGCAUCUUAUACUAAUCUUGGAUUAUUAAAAAUAUUUUUAAAGCGAGUUCUACAAAUGGGCAUUCUAUUUAACAACAUAACCCCUUAAAAAGCACUCUCUUCCAUUUGUUGUUUGGUAGUGA
Messenger RNA from Mauremys mutica (yellowpond turtle), 1999 nucleotides. RefSeq names its product membrane associated ring-CH-type finger 3 (gene MARCHF3). Gene Ontology annotation, biological process: protein ubiquitination. Lineage: Eukaryota; Metazoa; Chordata; Testudines; Geoemydidae. The transcript has 6 exons. The record is from RefSeq and is a predicted model, not a curated record. The coding region runs from base 680 to 1441 and encodes 253 amino acids. Gene Ontology annotation, molecular function: zinc ion binding; ubiquitin-protein transferase activity.